ACUCGUGGCGGCAACAUCGUCGGAUCGUCUCAGCGAAACCAAUUACCAAUUACCAGUUCCUUCCAAAUUUUGGCCCAAUAUCGUCACUUGCCAGCCAUGCUGAGGCUUUGGGCCUGCCUACUCCUCCUGCGCUCCAUCCAGGCGGUUCCAUUCUACGGCGAUUCAAGUUCGGAAGAGUCCACAGAAUUGAAAGAGUCGUCUGGAUCCACCGAGUCCUCUGAUAUCUCCAGCUUUAUGCCACACCUAACCCACCACCCAUUGCCGCUGCAUCGCACCCUGUUCGCACCACUAGCACCGCUUCAGCCCCUCCAUCCGCUUGAUCCUCUCGAGCCACUGCAUGCCCAGGCCUCGCAGCGGACGGCGAGUGUGUGGACCGGACCUGGAUCCAUCCAGGGUCCUGCUCCCAUUCCAUUGGCCCCACAGCGUCACUCAUCUCACCUGUUGCCCCUCUACAGCAGUGGCUUUGAUACGGAGUUUGUACCUCUGGAGCACCAGCAGCCGCAGCAACAAGGACGUCAGGAACCGGCUGGCCCAGUUCCAGCUCAGACACCAGGCGGAGUGGAUCAAAAACCAUUCAAUGUGGAGACUAUAACUACGGAUGUGAAUGCCCCAAACCCGGCCAUAUUCUUCCAGCAGCAGUUCCCCUUCUUUGGCAAUGAGUUUUUCAACUCCUUCGGAGGCUUUGGCUUUGGUGCUACCCAGGAGCCCUGGUGGAAGGGCCCCAAUGUGUGCACCGAGAAGGAGGAAGAUGAGACCGUGACCAGCGCAACGGAGACUGAUGAAACCGUGGACACCUUUGGCCAGGAACGUGACGGUGUCAGCAGCGUGGUGCGCUCUCCGCUCUUCGGUCAGUUCCAGUUCAGCGUGAACUCCUGCGCGGAGAAGCCCAACAAGCACGUCUGCACCAAGAUAGUCAAUCAGAACGGCAAAAAGAAGACACUGACUCUGACCCGGCAGUGCUGCUAUGGCUAUGGACGCCCACGGAAUGCUGACUUUACCACUCCUUGCGAGAAGAUCGACAUUAAGGAUGUGGAGGCCACGGCCAGUGACAUGGGAGCCAAGCAGUUCCUCGAGAGCGCUCGCAGUGCCGGCGAGCUGGCCGAGAUGCUGGGCGGAGGCAAUGGCAAGAAGGUUACCCUCUUUGUGCCCAAUGACGCCGCCUUUGUGGAGUACCGCUCACAGCAGCAGCAGGAUAAUAACGUUGAAGAUGCCAAGGCAGAGGCCUCCAAGCCUUCUAUCUACAAAUUGCACGCGGUGCUCGGGGAAGUGCAGCUGGAGGAUGUUCAGAACGAGAAGCUGCUGCAGACAGAGCUGCCCGACCAGAUGAUCCGCAUCAAUAGCUACCAGCUGCCGGCUGCUCUGGGCUUGGAGCCCUACCGUUACGCCGCCAACUGUGUGCCCAUCGAGAAGCAUGAUAAGCUCUCCGAGCAGGCUCUCGUCCACACGCUGGGUGGAGUACUCAAGCCGGUGACCAAGAAUGUGAUGGAUAUCAUCAGGGCACGCGCUGAUAUGUCCAUUAUGCGCACUGUCCUGGAGAAGACCAACCUGAGCGCCAUGCUGGAGAGUGAUCGUCCGGUGACCAUCUUUGUGCCCACCGAUGCUGCCUUCGACAAGCUGGAACCACAUCUGCGCCGAGCUCUCAAGGAGGGACGUGGCUGUGCCUCAAACAUCCUGAAGAACCACUUGCUGGACCUCACCUUCUGCUCUCUGGCCACCGUUCCGGGUGCCAAGACAACAGCCUACAAUUUGCUGGGAGAGGCUAUGCUCCUCAAUCGCACUCAUCUCGAUAAGAAUCUGACGGGACCCGCUCCGAUCUAUAUCAACAAUCUGGCCAAGAUCAUAGAUGCUGAUAUUAUGGGAACCAAUGGAGUUCUGCAUGUUAUCGACACCAUCUUACCAACGGAUUCGGCUCUGCCCAUGACCUCGCUGAUGACACAAAAGAACCUGACCAUCUUCCAGCAACUGUUGGAUGCCUCUGGCUAUGCCGAUCAGUUCGACGAUCUGGACAACGUCACCAUCUUUGCGCCCACGGACAAGGCCCUACAGAACACCGAGUGGGCACGUCUGCUCAAGGAGCAACCGGAGGGGUUGAACAAAAACCAGGAUCUACUGGAAUUCCUCAACUACCAUGUUGUCAAGCCCAUGAUCAAGACCUGCGACUUGACGGAGCAGUCACUUCCUACGGUAUCCGGCUCCAGUGUCCGCCUCAAUCUCUACUCCACCCAUGCUCUCUUCUCGGACGUGAUGAACCGAGCCACGGUGAACUGCGCCCGACUUGUUCACUUUGAUGACGAGAGCUGUGGCUCCGUGCUCCAUCAGGUGGAUCGCCCCUUGGCUCCACCCAAGAAUAACAUGCUCAAGCUGCUGGAAGCCAAUCCCAACUACAGCAAGUUCCUGGAACUGGUGCGCAAGGCUAAUCUCACCCAGCUGCUGUCCAACGACUCGCGCAGCUUCACCCUGCUGGUUCCCAAGAACGAUGUCUUCGAGGAGCUAACCGAGUCCACCGAGGGAUCAAAGCCCUCGGAUCCCUUGGGUCUGGUCAAGACGCACAUUGUGGAGGACGUAGUCUGCUGUGCUGGCAUCAUUCCCACCAAUUGGCCAUUCGUCCGUUCCAUUGAGUCCAUCUCCGGCCAGCACCUGCGCAUCACCCGCGACCGCCGGCCCAAGAUCGAGAAUGCCGGUGUCACCAAGUGUGAUGUGGUGGCCACCAAUGGCAUUCUUCACGAGAUCAACGACAUCAUCGUCGUCCGCCCCCAGCGGAACCAGCAGCGGCCUCAGCUGAUUCCUCCCGGUGCUGGCUAUCAGCCCCAGGGUGACUUCGAUGUCUUCUUCUGAACUCUAGCUCCCAUUAGGGGCUCCCUAUCUCAAGCACAUGAUAUAUAAAGCAUAUAUUUAUAUUUACUCUUAACGAUUUGUCAAUUGAUUGGAAGCUAUGAAAUAAAAUAAAU
This is a messenger RNA of Drosophila serrata, 2948 nucleotides long. RefSeq names its product midline fasciclin (gene mfas). The record is from RefSeq and is a predicted model, not a curated record. Gene Ontology annotation, biological process: extracellular matrix organization; cell adhesion. Gene Ontology annotation, molecular function: cell adhesion molecule binding. Lineage: Eukaryota; Metazoa; Arthropoda; Insecta; Diptera; Drosophilidae. Gene Ontology annotation, cellular component: extracellular matrix.